AUGAAAUUUCAUGGAUACGAGAGCGGUUUCGCUAAGCACGAGAAACAGGAAGUCGGGAAAUACUACCAGCAGGGUCUCCAGGUUCCUGAGGACGUGACGCUGCUCUGGACUGACGAUAACUUUGGCAAUCUCCUGCGCACGCCGUACCCCAACGAGACAUCGCGCACGGGAGGUGCUGGAGUAUAUUACCACGUAAACUAUGUUGGCCGCCCCAAGAUUUAUGAGUGGAUCGACACCAUCCAGUUGGUCAAGACGUGGGAGCAGAUGCACCUCGCCUAUGAGAAAGGGGCUAGGGAGGUUUGGAUUGUGAAUGUGGGAGACAUCAAGCCUCUGGAGAUACCCAUGACCCAUUUCCUCGACAUGGCCUACGACAUGUCUCUACACCUCACGCCGACGAGCACGACAGCCUGGCUCGAAACGUGGACAUCAAGGACGUUCUCCCCAGACAUCGCGUCAGCCGUUGCGGACAUCUUGAACCGAUACGGCCGGCUGGUCAGCCGACGAAAGUACGAGACGCUCAACAUGCCGCCGUUCGUGUACAGCACGCUCUUUUACGACGAGGCUGCCACGGCUCUUGAGGAGUGGGAGACUCUAUUAGAAGAUACCUUGAGGGUCUACGAGGGACUCGGUGAAACAUGGAGAGACGCGUUUUACCGAAUGGUUUUACACCCCGUAGAGGCUGGGAGGACGGUCAACGAGUUGUAUACCAAGGCCGAGAUGGGAAAGCUGUAUAAAACGCAGCGGCGGACGGCAACGAAUCGCCUUGCUACGGAGGCGAGGGCGGCCUUUGCCCGGGAUAAAGAAAUCUCGGCAGAGUACAACGGGAUCAAUGGGGGCAAGUGGAAGGGGAUCAUGUGUCAGGUGCAUAUCGGGUAUACACUGUGGUAUGAACCGAGCAGCGACGUGAUGCCGAACCUGGAGUAUGUCAGUGAUGCGGAUGUGCCAGCGUCCGGGAUCAUGGGAGUUGCUGGGCAGGGUGCGGUGGGUGAUGUGGAUGAGAGGGAGAUAAUCUUGUUAGAGAUGGAUCCGUACUUGCCGCCCGGGCAGAGUCGGUGGAUUGACGUAUUUUGCCGUGCGAAUGGGACAUUUGAGUGGCGGAUUGAGUCGAACGUGUCGUGGGUCGGGAUGGACAAGGAUGAGGGGACGCUUGAGGCUUCUGGGGAUAUGGAUGAGGCGCGGGUGAACAUCGAGGUGGAUUGGUCUUCUGCCCCCAAAGGGCGUAGCACCGCUGCACUAACCGUUCAGAGGAAUGACACAGAGGAUGCGGUCACGGCUUUACUUCCCAUCUUCAAUCCUCCAGUUGUCAAGGAGGACCUGGUCGGACGCUCGACUGAGUCUGGCGGCGUGGUAUCCAUCGAAGCAGCGCAUUUCUCUGCCCUCGAAACGAAUAACGGGGUUUCGUACGUCGAAGUCCCAUUCUACGGCAAGACACACUCGGGAGUCAAACUUUGGCCCGUAGGUGUCGAGUCGUUGACUCAAUCCACAGCGCCGAAGCUGCGAUACGACUUCUUUACAUUUACCGAAUAUCAAGACGUCAAGACAUGA
Messenger RNA from Colletotrichum aenigma, 1545 nucleotides. RefSeq lists its product as uncharacterized. Lineage: Eukaryota; Fungi; Ascomycota; Sordariomycetes; Glomerellales; Glomerellaceae. The transcript is spliced from 3 exons. The coding region runs from base 1 to 1545 and encodes 514 amino acids. The record is from RefSeq and is a predicted model, not a curated record.